Molecule: messenger RNA, 6888 nt
Organism: Capronia coronata CBS 617.96
Lineage: Eukaryota; Fungi; Ascomycota; Eurotiomycetes; Chaetothyriales; Herpotrichiellaceae
Exons: 1
Coding region: 1-6888 (2295 amino acids)
Cellular component (GO): cytoskeleton
Source: RefSeq, a predicted model, not a curated record
AUGAACCUCGAAGAGAGCGAAUCUCCGAUCGGUCCUACAAUCCCCAGAGAUUUCCACAGCAGCUCCUCCCUCCAUUCAGGUCAAUCAUCGCCAAACGCAUCAAGGUCGCGGAGGUGGUCAUCCACGCCUGCAGAAGACGACCGGGCCUCGUCGUUCACUCUUCCUCCUCUACCGAGCCUGCGUCGCGCCGAGAGUCAAUCCGAAACCUUCAAAUCCCCCGAGUAUCUUCGCCAGCGGGCAGGGAGCGGAGCUUAUUACGCUGCCGCUUGGGGAUCCCCAUACGCUACUCCGAGUCCUCGAAGAUCACCUCGCGUCGUACGUCACAGCGGCCACUCCCACGAGGUAGACCUAACGCCUCCAUAUCUCCCGAUCCGCCAGCCCGCGAAGGUCCUGUCUUCGAGUCGUCUCCAGGAAAGCACUGCGACUCAGAAACAAGAUAACGUUUCAGAGAGGAAACGUGUGGGGACAACAAGAAGACUACGAAACGCGAUUUCGGAGAGGCCGAACUGGUUGAGCGAGUCUGAAGAGAGUGGCUCCAACACAAGCGCGGCCUCAACCCCAACGCGGGAAGCAUACCUUGACACUUGGGGAAUCUCUGGCGUUGACUUUGUACCGCCUGGCAUACGAAAACAUCGAGUUAACGAAAGCGUUGCGACCAUAACCCCGGAUACGUUCCAUGACUCGGAAAUCGACCCAGUAAGGUCUGAAAGUCAGCAUCGACAGCUUUCUCCGUCCAGGGAGAAUAGCAUGGCCGAAGAUCGUGGCAGUGUCGACAUAGAGGAUCGGCGUCUUCCGGUCCUUCCUCGUCGUGUCUCGACAGCAGAAGGGCCGGACAGAACACACGAAAGUCCUGCUUCGUCGGGACGGCCCCGGCCCAGCUCGAUGCAGUCAUAUCAGAGACCCAAAAAGAAGGUGGUUUGGAGAGGCAAGGCAUGCAUUAUAGCAUUACCUUUGACGGACCGGCAAGCUGCAGGUCUGCCACCUCUAUUGACAGCUCAAGAAAUCAAGGAUCGUAUACAAGGAUGGAUUGCUGCCGGCUAUCGUGUGGAUGGCUUCGAGCCACCUGUCGAGGGUAAUGGCCAGAGCCGACCCGUGUACCCCGAUCCGGCAGACAUGCAGGCCGAGCGCAAGUUACGCCACUAUCAAGUCCAUCUCCCCGACCAAGCAGAAUGGGAUUCGUGGGUGGAUUUUCUGAAGGAGGAGAAACUUCGAAUGCUGGGCGUGAGCCCGAGCAACUCAGAAGCACUUCCGCCGACGAAAUCCCCAUUUCCGACAACCUUGAGUCGAGGCUCGUCUGGUCAUCCAGGUCUGCCACAUUCGCCUCCAAUUGUACCAUCGUCUGCUGGAAGUAUACCUAUAAGAACAAGCGGCCACCCGUUCUCUCCGUCUCUGAUGUCGUCUGCCGGGAUCAGUCCCCAGCCUCCUUCUCUAACGUCAUCCCAGUAUAGUGUUCUCCCGAAAGCACCGCAUGGUUACAAACAGUCAGUUGCCCUCCCCAAUGCUCAUGGAAGAAUCACCUCGCCAUUCGAGCCUGUGUUUCCGCAGACAAGUCCAUUCGGCACCGGAGCCCGUCCGAACAUACAGCCCUUGUCAUCUCGGCAGAACAGUUUCUCGCCAAAUCAUCCUUUACAUCUUCCAAAUCUUGGCGAGAUCCUCUCUCCAGUGUCUCAACCACGAGGCGUAGACGUACGCGGCCCUCAGACUAACUUCAUGUCUGAUUCGGCGGGGCGCAAUCCAAUCCGGUCUCCCGGAUAUGUGGCUCAUUCGCAGAACCUUAAUCAGAACACCCCAGCCCCCAGAAUGCCGACGCGUGUGGAUAGUUUGGAUCAGAAUGGACCCUCUAGACCUCCGAUUGAGAUUGCACAUCCUAAGCCAAAGAGUCAUCGUCAAAACCUAAGUCUGGCACUUCAAAGGGAGAUUGACGAAGCCGAAGCAGCAUUGCAUGCGAAGGAGGGGAAUACCGGAGGCGAAGCGACUGAGGAUUUCGACAGAUUCGCCAGGAAGAGUUCCGCAAUGGAUGAGUCUUUGCACGAAGAACCUCCUAUUCUGAGGCGUCCUGAAACGAUGACAGAUGAGGGAUUCGAGAUUGAAACCAACCCGAGCAUAGCUGCGACUCCAAUGCUUAUGGACGACAAGAGCCCAUUUGUUGUGAACUGGCAAGCAUUGAGUGACGCCGCCAAAGCCGAACCUCAGACUACUGACGAGCGUCGUCAACCUACAAGCAAGUUCAACGUGGAAGCUAAGGAAUUCGACCCUAGAGCUGGUUUCUCGAGCACGAACUUUUCUUUCGGAGGAGACAGUUUCGCGCCCUUCGGUCCGCCUACGUCGGCUCCAGCACACCCAAACCUGAGGCCUGCAGUGACAAGCAGCACGUCGUCGGUGUCUCGUCUUAACGUGGAGGCACCUGCAUUCACACCGUCCUUCAUGUCACAAACUGUCCCGAAUGAAACACCAUUCCAAUUCAGCUCGGCAACUUUCAAUGUCGCAGGAGCCACAUUCCUAUCUGUCCGGCCCACGGACGUGGACUUCAAGCGCAGCGUCAGUUUUCCCGUUGGAGGAACAGCAAACAGCCCGGACAGCAUCUUCGGCAAAGUUGUUAUUGAUCCAGCCUCCAAGGUCUCAAGAAGAACAAGCAAAGGUGUUCCAAUCGUCAUGCCGAAGGCAAAGAACGGUCAAGAGGCAGAAUCGGGGAGCGAGUCGCAGAGCGAGUCGGAGAGCGAUCCUGAAGAAGAGGACGGUCGGCCAAUGGCGCCUACUGAUAGACAGAAGCGAGCGCGGCGACGGAACAGUGACGGUGAUCGCAGUCCUGUCUUUGCUACAUCAGCUCCAUUCAACCACUCGAGGAUCUUGUCGGAGAUUGUGGAUAAUGUCGAUGCGGACGGACCGAAUCCGGGAAUCCCGCAGAAACCCGUUGAUGGUUGGUCCUAUAUUCAGGCGGACAAGACGCAGCUCGAGAGCAAAGGCGACAUCGUGUCAGGCCAGGAGAAAGACGGGGCUGCCCGGCACAGCGAGUCAGAAUUUACCUUCGGGGAUCAGCAAGACGCCGCCAAGUUCAAUGAGGCUCGUCCAUUAGACACGGAUGGCAGAGCUGCAUCUGAGGAAGAUGUCCAGGCUGAGACGGCGAAGGAUGUGAAACAAGAAGUGCCUUCCUCAGACGAACCAUCGCCGGCUGUAGGACAAGCGCAGAAGCCCACAUCAUCUUUGUCAGCACUUGCCAGGCCUUUCGAGUUCAAAAUUCUUUCCUCGAGUCUGCACACGUCUUCGGCGAAUGGCACUCCUCAGAAGCCUCAGGGGCUGGAAGUUUCAAGACAUGCGGUACCACCAAGCCCAAAAGAGUCGUCCAGAGAGGUGUCUGCCAGCCUUUCCUCCCCUCCAGCAGAGUUGUAUCACUACACAGGCGGACAAGACAUCUCUGAUUCUGAUGUUGAUGUCGUCCAGGUCUUCGAGGAGAGCACCACUGAGAACGAUGCUGUGCCUCGGCGCGAACGUGAGUGUUCGUUGCAGCAGCAAUCCGAAGCCGGUGAGCCUGUACAUCGUACCGAAGCUGAACAAUUUGAAACGAAGUCUCCACAACGGCAGCCCCACGACGAGGCCGUCCCGUCAUUCGAAGAGAUUGACGCCGUCAUGAAACAAUUUGAAGUCCACCCGGAGCUGGGUAUCGAACGUACUGAUACCCCGCUUCGGUCAACACCUCUCGUAGACUCGCGUCUUGGUCGAAACUUUCGCAGCGACGCUCCUAGUCCGAGUCUCUCGAGGUCUGAAGACAACAAACGCGCUGAAAGUGAAAAAUCAUACGCUCCUUCACUUGGACGGGGAAUUGAGGUCGAUAACCUUAAUCCCGACCAGGAUGACGUUGGCGAUUGGGGAGAAACCUUGCCUGCAAAGGAAGAAGCCAAACCGGAUAUCCGAUCAGAAUUCUUUGACGGCCAUGUUAAAGACCUGGUCGGCGGCCUCCUUGAGGAUCGCCUGGCUCCUCUAGAACGAACGCUACAGGUCAUCCAGCAUAGCUUGGCCGUCGUGGCCACAGGCACAAGACCUAAGAACCGUCGGCAUAGCACGUCCAAUGAGCUCAAAAAUUCCGAUGCAGAUGAUGAAGACGACUACGACGCUUUCGAAGGAUUCCCGUCUUACAGAACCAGAUCUCCUGCGACAAGAAGAGAAGGACGGCAGCAAGAACGGAUCCGCGCCGCCGUUGCGGAAGCGUUGGCUGCAUACCAACCACCACCUGCGCCACCACAGCCUUCGAUAGACAUGACCGAGAUUCAAGGAAUUGUGCAAGAGAUGAGGCAGCUUGCUCAGCAAGCAGGAUCACAGGAUACCCAGGCCGAACUGAAGACGAUUGUGGAAGAUGUCAUCUCGCAUCAUCCGCGAUUACGGGGUUCUAGGGUACAUCAAGAUCAUGAGGCUACCGAAAUGAAAUACAAGCCGCAGAUCGAUGGAUUGGAGAGCAUGCUUAAGAUAUCCCAAGAACACGCGGCCGAAGAGGCCCGCCUUCGAAGACAAGCUGAACAGGAGCUUAACGAGGUGAAAUUGCGUCUACGCAUUGCCGAGGAGGAAGCCGCGCAGUAUCGCGAAGCAUCGGAAGAGGCGCAACAGUCAUUACAAGCUUUCAUCGAAGAGAAGGAAUCAUACAAAUCCUUGGAACAGGACGUCGAUGCUCUCAGUCUCAAGAAUGCGGCUCUAGAAACGACGCUCGAAGAGUAUCGGGUCUCAAGUGAUCAAUGGCGGGAAGACAUUCGCUCUGAACGUGAGAAGAACAAGGAGCUCAAGGAGACGUUGCGAUAUCUGCGGCAACAACUGGAGGACCAGUCGCACUCUCGACAGAAUCUUCGGACAAAGUUGGAUCGUGUGCAGGCUCAUAUGACCCAAGUCGUCCAUGAUUUGCAUGCGGAACAAGCCGAGUGGCGUGAGAAGGAACACGAUCUCCUGAACAGACUGUCCCUUCUCCAAACCGAACUCGAACACGAACGGAGACACCGCGAAAAGGCCGAAGUCGAUCUCGAUACGCUGAACAAGGAACACCAGACUUAUAUGCAUUUCCGGAGUGCUCUUGAGCAGUCCCAACAGGAAGUUUCCAGACUGAACGAGCUGCUGGCGUCACUCAAGGAAGAGAACAGAGCACUCGACACCAAAGCUUUCAAUCUCGACCGCGAACUGGCCCAUGUAAUCAGCAGUAAAGAUGCCGAACUGGCGACAUCUACAGCAAAACUACAGGCCGAGCUGGACAGCACCAUAGCCCGCCUCGAGAGCAUUCGUACUGACUCCGAGGCUCAGAUCUCCAGAUUGCAAAGCCGCCUAGACCAUGCCGAGCUGGACAUUGAAGACCAGAAAGCCAAGCAUGAUGCGCUGAUGAGUGAGACAAUCGAAGCACACAAAGAAGCACUUCGAGAAGCCAACGAAAAGCGGGAGAGCGCGCUAGAAGACCAACACCACGCUCACGAGAAGAAGCUCAACGACCUCCGCGACCGUCACACCAGAGAGUUGCACAAUUCCUUCGACAACAGGACUCGAUUGGAGCACCAUCUCAACGAGAAGUUGAGUCUGAGCGACGACAGGGUGAGACAUUUGGAAAGCAAGGUCGCUGAUCUCGAAGAACGACUAGAGAUCACCAGGUCGGCGGCCAAAGCAGCGGCAGAGGCGGCAACAGCCAAAGGAAUCAAUGUCCCCACUCCCGCUCCGUCUGUCAUAGCAUCACCGCCGCAACGAGCCUCCAGCGCCUCAAUGUCGUUCCCUAGUGGAUCCGAUGUUCCCGAGAAGAUCUCGCCGCAGGCUCUUCGGGAAUCGAUUAUGGUGCUGCAAGAUCAACUGCAGAAUCGGGAACAAAAGAUCGAGAAAUUGGAAUCAGAGCUGGCCGCGGUCGACAAGGAGGCGCCUAACAAAGUCAAGCAACGCGACACCGAAAUCAGCUGGCUCCGCGAGCUACUGAACGUGCGGAUCGAUGACCUUGAAGACAUCAUCAACAUGGCCUCACAGCCGGACUUGGACAAGGACAGCGUCAAGGAUGCGGCGAUCCGACUCAAGGCAAAUCUCCAAAUGGAGCAGCAACUCAAGGAGCGGGUGGCGUCCAGCUCUGCGUCCGGAUUGACAAGUCAGAUCCCGGCUUUGGCGGCUCUAUCCAACUACGCUCAAUCACCACGAGCACUCCCCAUGGCCGCCGCUGCCGCAUGGGGCAACUGGCGCAGAGUAAGGGAGACUUCCAUCGGAGCGCUGUCCGACCUGGCCUCCAACAUCAGCAGCCAGACGCAAACACCGUCCAAAUCGACCGUCGGAAGUCCAGCCAGUUUCUUGUCGGGGAUCAUGACGCCCCCCAGCACUAGCCAGAGAGGUGUUUCAGGAGGAGAACCUCGAGGCUUAGGCCGGUCGAACUCGAACGAGCUACCGAUUCCCCCACCUAGUAUGAGACCUCUCGCGGCGGCAGCAGCAGCAGCACAAGCUCGAAAGGGCAGUUCCCCCGCCGAAGCACCUCGACCGCUGAGAGCGUGGAACUCUCAGCCUCGAUCUCUGUCCAGUCGGCAGCAAGAGCCGAGACGGGUUAGUGGCGAGCCGCUGGGAAAGAGACGGGAGAGCCUUGAGAUGCAGAACCCCAAGAGGCGUGAAAGUUCCGAAUCUAAAUCUCAUUCUCAAUCUAGCCUAGGUCCUGGUGCUGGUGCUGUUUCCAGUUCUGAUCCCGCUUCACCACGGACACCGACACCGGCACUUGAGAGAGAGCGAGCUGGUCGACCGCAGCCGAAUAUGAACAUGAAUCUCGAUCUGACGGACGAUGUCGACGACGACGCGUCUCUGCUGGACAGCACGGCAACGGAAACAGAACAUGAGCAUGAACAUGAACAUCUCAAGCCGGAGCCGCACGCAGAUCUGGACUCAGAACCGCCGUCUAUCAGCGAAUAA